Messenger RNA from Trypanosoma conorhini, 1872 nucleotides. Its product is annotated as putative glutaminyl cyclase. The record is from RefSeq and is a predicted model, not a curated record. The coding region runs from base 1 to 1872 and encodes 623 amino acids. Gene Ontology annotation, molecular function: glutaminyl-peptide cyclotransferase activity; zinc ion binding. The transcript has a single exon. Lineage: Eukaryota; Euglenozoa; Kinetoplastea; Trypanosomatida; Trypanosomatidae.
AUGCGGCACCACACACGCCCCCCGGCAAAAGGUCUGGGGGUGGCCAGCCGCGGAGACAGCAGGGGCGGCCACGGUAAAGGAGGAGGCAGCUUUGGUCCGGGCAGGGUGGCCUCUCGAGGUGCGCUGCUGGCCGUCCUCGUCGCUGCAGUCUCCGUGUCGGUGGUGGUGGUGGUGGCGAUCCUCGUGCUGCCGCCGCGGGGCGUGGCCUGUGGUGAAGAGACGGUGGAAACCCACUGGGGCCGCGCGGUGCGUCGACCACCGCAAGCGCGGCUGCAGCAGCUGCCGCCCCUCCCGCUGGCGCCGCAAGACGCGUUUCCCGACGACGGGGCGGAUGUGUUGGCGGCGCUCUCGUUUCUCCUCCCCGCCGCGCAGCGCCGUGGGCGGAUGUUGCGGCAGCUGGAGGAGGUGCUGAGCUUCGGCACGCGCGUCGCCGGCUCCGCCUCGCCGGGGCGGCGGAAAAUGCUGGACUUCAUCGUCGCCGCGGGCCAGUGGCGGUCCCCACGUGAGGCGCUCUUCCACCCCACCGCGCCGCCGCCUUCGCCGGCGUCGAAGUGGCGACUGGAGUGGGACAACUUCACGAGCGCCACCCCGCUGGGGCCGCGCAGGUUCUCUAAUAUUGUAUUUAACUUUGCGGGCGGCCACGCCUUUCGCCGGGCGCGUGCGCAGGAGGCCAGGAACCGAACAACGCCGCGCCGCCGGCCACGCCGCUCCUUUGCCGCAGCGGCAGCGGAGGAAGACGGGGGCGGCGGCACGCGGCGGAGGAACAUGGCCGAUGAAAAGCUGCGGCACGUCGUCCUGGCGGCCCACUGGGACAGCAAGUACUUUGCCGACAUGAACUUUCUCGGCGCCUGCGACUCCGCCCUCCCGGUGGUUUACCUGCUGGAGACAAUGCGGGUGAUCACGGUGCUGUCCGACACCAGCGACGUUCUUCGCGCGGCGGGCAAAAUGGACGCUUGUGCGCAGCUGCGUCACGUCCUCUCGCCUGCGUACCGCACUCUUCUUCGCUACUACUACGCCGACGACGACGACUUCCUGCGCUGCCUUUCUGGCGGCACGGCGCGUGUGGCGAGCGCCGCUGAUGCCUGGCGAAGGCUGCUGCGCCAUGUGGACCACCUCCCCGCUGUGACGGUGAUGUUCUUCGAUGGCGAGGAGGCGUUUGUGAGCUGGCGGGGCGACGACCACACCUACGGCUCCCGACACCUGGCGCAGCAGUGGCGCGAGACGCCGUCUGCGGCCUCGCGUGACGCCGCCCUCUCGCGCUUCGACGCCAUUGACCUCUUCGCACUCUACGAUCUUAUGGGGCCCGCCGGCACGCAGUUUCAUAAUUACUUUCCCGACCAGAGCGGGAUGGCGUUUGCGCUGCUCGCCGAGGUUGAGGAGGCCCACCGGCUCCGCGCCGCCCGGCUUGCGUGCCUUUCGCAGCAUUCGAUCGAUACGCGCGGCACGUGUGCGCCGCAGCUGCCAGAGUCCUGGUGCCGGCACGGAAGUCCGCACGACAUGUUCACCCUGCACGGCCUGCCGCGUUUGGUGGGUCCGCUGCUGCGCUGCGGCGACCUGGCGGAGCUGUGGAUUCCGCCGCCUGCGCCGUGUGCGAGGGGGAGUGCGGGUCGCCCCGCGCGAAAUAUUUUUUUCCCUCUGGAGGAGAAGUGGGCACGGGGCCCGCGGCUCACUGCGGCUGCGGCCGUGGAGGAUGACCACAUCCACUGGAUGGAGACGGAGCGGGUCCUGCACCUUAUCCCGUGGCCCUUUCCGCCUUCGUGGCACACCGCCGGCGACGACGGGAGCGAGAUCGACCCGGGCACCGUCGUGGACCUCUGCCGGGUGCUCGAGGAGUUUGUGCUGCGCCUCGGCGAGGGGUGGAUGCGCAGCUGA